GGUGACUAAUUUGGAGAGAUUCUGGGUUUGUAUUAUUUUUUGAUUUAAUGUUAGAAGGUGUUAGGGUUUGCAGAAGGUGUUAGGGUUUGCAGAAGGCGAAAGGAAAGGAAGAAGAUGAAAGGGAAAAAAGGAAAAUCAAAGGAAGAAAAAAAGAAAAAAAGGAAAAAGGAAAUAUUUUAAGGUUUUUUUUUGCCAUGUCAUUGAUUUUUUUGCCAUAUCAUUGUUUUUUUUGCCAUGCUGUCAUCUUUUGCCGUUAAGUAAUGGGACACGUUAGUCAAUUUUUAACGGAAUGAUUAAAUCAGAAUCAAAAUGGUAAACAGUAGAGAUCAAAUUAGGAAUUUUUUUAGUUCAGGGACCAAAUCGAGAGUCCGUAUAAUAAUUGAGGGAUCCAAAUGUAAUUUUAACCAAUGUGAUUUGAUAUCACUAGAGUCGAAGUUCUAAAUGCUUUAUGCUGUUUUAUAUUUAGGUUGAGGAUAAUAAAAAAUUAAAAAAAAUUAUUUAAUUAUUAAAAAAUUAAAAAAAAAUUAUUUAUUUAUUUAAAUAAAUAAAUAAAGAAGAAAAGAAAGGGGAACUGAAGGAUAUGUAUAUCUUUCAAUUCCCCUCCUAUUCCUCUAGAUUGGAACAUACGUUAAGAUUGUCAGUUAAGACCGCAAAAACCAUAGCCACCGAACGGUGGGAUCUCUGUGGCUCGAAUAUUUUCAAUAUUUAUUUUGCAGCGCGCCAAAAGGAAAUGGCGGUAACUUCUGUAACGGAACUCGUGGAAGCCGUGAAGAGACCGCGUGCGCUUAGUGAAUCAAGGAGUCGUCCCUUUCCGAGAAAAUCAGAAGGCGACGGAGAAGAUGGAAGAUCGGCUACGUCUAUGGUGCGGCGGAAAUCGGAAACCGAGGCGGUUCCGCCUAAACGGAAUUCACACGGCGGCGCUAGAUUCUCUAUGCAGCGGAUAAGCGAGGUGCCAGAGAAGAAACCAAGAAAAUCCAUUCGCGUUUCUUUAAUGGGGAUUAUCAAGAAAAAUCGGGCUCAGUCUUCAGCUGAGACGGAGAGCUUUGAUGAUAGUGUUUUGGUGGAUGAAGAUGAUGAGAGUAGCGAUGAGGAUGAAAGACCGGACAGUGUGGACGACAGAGUUAGGCAGAAGGAAAUGAGAAAGGGGAUCGACCUCGCUACUACGCUUGAACGUAUAGAGAAAAACUUCGUCGUCACGGAUCCAAGGCUUCCAGAUAAUCCGAUAAUUUUUGCAUCUGAUAGCUUCCUGGAGCUGACAGAGUAUAGCCGUGAAGAAAUCUUGGGCAGAAAUUGCAGGUUUCUCCAAGGCCCUGAGACUGAUCAAACUACUGUGAGGAAGAUCCGAGAGGCAAUUGAUAACCAAACAGAAGUGACAGUGCAGCUAAUCAAUUACACAAAGAGUGGUAAGAAGUUCUGGAAUCUGUUCCAUCUGCAGCCUAUGCGUGACCAAAAGGGAGAAGUUCAGUACUUUAUUGGAGUGCAACUAGAUGGUAGUCAACAUGUAGAGCCACUUCGUAAUAGUAUUUCAGAGGCCACAGCAAAAGAGGGCGAAAAACUGGUGAAACAAACAGCAGAAAAUGUUGACGAAGCUGUGAGAGAACUUCCAGAUGCCAAUAUGAAACCAGAAGAUCUCUGGUUGAAUCAUUCAAAGAUGGUUCACCCUAAACCUCACAGGAAGGACAGUCCCGCUUGGAGAGCCAUUCAAGAGAUUCUCAAAAGUGGUGACCAGAUAGGUCUAAAACAUUUUAGACCAGUAAAACCUUUGGGAUCAGGUGACACCGGCAGUGUGCAUUUGGUGGAACUGUGUGAAACUGGCCAGUAUUUUGCCAUGAAAGCUAUGGAUAAGGAUGUUAUGCUCAAUCGAAACAAGGUGCAUAGAGCUUGUGCAGAGAGAGAAAUUCUUGAUAUGUUGGACCAUCCUUUUCUUCCUGCAUUAUAUGCUUCAUUUCAGACCAAAACACAUGUUUGUUUGAUCACUGAUUACUGCCCUGGUGGAGAACUUUUCAUGCUUUUGGACAGACAACCAUCAAAAGUCCUGAAGGAAAGUGCUGUAAGAUUUUAUGCUGCAGAGGUAGUCAUUGCGUUGGAGUAUCUUCACUGUCAAGGAAUUAUAUACAGGGAUUUAAAGCCAGAAAAUAUUUUACUCCAGAGCAGUGGACAUGUGUCCUUAACGGAUUUUGAUUUAUCAUGUUUGACAUCCUGCAAACCACAAGUAUUUAAGCUCUAGGAUCUCCUAGUUCUCCUCAACUGUAUUCUUCUCCUUCAUCAAAGUAUAGCUUUUAUGAUAACAUAAACUAGAUAAAUUGGGUUUUCCCUCUGUGCAGCUUCUGAUUCCACCUAUGGAGGAAAAGAAAAAACGCAAGAAAAAUCAACAGAAUCCUAUUUUUAUGGCUGAACCCAUGCGUGCAUCAAAUUCUUUUGUUGGCACUGAGGAGUAUAUAGCUCCAGAAAUUAUAACUGGGGCGGGCCACACUAGUGCAGUGGAUUGGUGGGCUCUAGGCAUCCUUCUUUAUGAAAUGCUUUAUGGAUAUACACCUUUUAGGGGAAAGACAAGACAAAAGACAUUUGCCAAUGUUCUUUCAAAAGAACUCAAAUUCCCAAGAAGCACACCGGUAAGUCUCCACGUGAAGCAGCUAAUGUACCGCUUGUUGAACAAAGAUCCCAAAAGCAGAUUAGGUUCUCGUGAAGGAGCAAAUGAAAUUAAGCAGCAUCCUUUUUUCAAAGGCAUAAAUUGGGCCUUAGUUCGUUCCAUGAACCCACCUCAACUUGAUGCCCCUCUCUUCCCAACAGAACCUGGAAAGGAAGGCAAAAUUUUGGACCCUCAACUACAAGAUCUACAAACAAAUUUCUGAGAGGUUGCACUCAUGUCAUUUUCUAGAUACAUGUACAACCUCUGAGAUAAUAUAUCUUCAAAAUGCAUUCUAAACUGCAAGUCUCCUCCAGAAAUCAAGUGGACCAUGUUGAGGAAAUAAAACGAUGACUAGAAGCUGUAGAAACUCCUCAUCAUGCUAAAGAUUCAUAAAUUAACCAGUUCUUGUAGUCAGAAUGUCUAAUAAUCACAUGAAAUCGAGAUCUUUAGUGUAUGUUGUGUAAUGCGUGCAUGUUCAGUAAUAAAGUGUUUCUUAAAGAUGAUCUGCUGG
Rubroshorea leprosula is the source of this 3140-nucleotide messenger RNA. Lineage: Eukaryota; Viridiplantae; Streptophyta; Magnoliopsida; Malvales; Dipterocarpaceae. The record is from the annotation of a GenBank genome assembly.